AAGUACGAUCAAAUUUUAAAAUGAAUAUAGAUUCUAGAAUUAUUAGUCCAGAUCACGCAUUUUUAAUUGGUAAUUUAAUUAAGAUAACGAGACAAGAUGAUAGUGACAUUUUUUAUGAUUUCAAUUUACUCGUACGAGGAAGUAGAGAUGGAUUUGAAUCUGAAAAUUUUCAUAAAUUAUGUGAUGAAAAAGGACCAACAAUUACUGUUAUUAGUGUUAAAAAUACAAAUGAAAUACUUGGAGGAUUUAAUCCAUUAAAUUGGUUAUCGAAUAGUGUUGAAUAUGUUGAAACUGAUGAAAGUUUUAUUUUUUCUUUUGAUAAAAACAAAUUAACAGAUUUUAUAUUUAGUAAGGUCGUUGAUGGUAAAUACGCGAUAUAUAAUAGAAGUAUUGGACCAGAUUUUGGGCAUAAUAAUUCAGAUUUAAGGUUAAUAUUAAAUAGUAAAGAAGGUCAAUGUUAUAAGAAUAGUUAUAAAAAAUUGAUUAGAAAAAAUGAAGGGACAUUUGAAAUAGAUGAUUAUGAAAUUUUUCAAAUUAUAAAUAAAUCGACUUAAAAGAGAAUAAUUUUAUUUACUGUAAAAU
Molecule: messenger RNA, 582 nt
Organism: Rhizophagus irregularis DAOM 181602=DAOM 197198
Lineage: Eukaryota; Fungi; Glomeromycota; Glomeromycetes; Glomerales; Glomeraceae
Molecular function (GO): protein binding
Source: RefSeq, a predicted model, not a curated record